Molecule: messenger RNA, 2641 nt
Organism: Malaya genurostris
Lineage: Eukaryota; Metazoa; Arthropoda; Insecta; Diptera; Culicidae
Gene: Papss
Product: bifunctional 3'-phosphoadenosine 5'-phosphosulfate synthase
Exons: 5
Coding region: 407-2395 (662 amino acids)
Biological process (GO): sulfate assimilation; 3'-phosphoadenosine 5'-phosphosulfate biosynthetic process
Molecular function (GO): sulfate adenylyltransferase (ATP) activity; ATP binding; adenylylsulfate kinase activity
Source: RefSeq, a predicted model, not a curated record
GGCUUCAUGUGGGUAGUGCAGUCUAUCAGCAAAUUACGGUGCGUUCCGGUUUAUAUUUUGAUUGUUAUUUUUGAAACUGCAUAAUUUUCGGUCGUUAUGCAAAAUAGAAUUACCAUAAUAUGUUGUAAUGCCUGAACUUUAGCCACACUCACGGAAGUCGUAAUCUCGGGUAAAUUGUGCCGUUUUGAUUUAGCCUAUCACCAGCCUCCAUCGGAGCGUGGAAGAAGCGGACGUUUGUGAUAAAAGUGAGAGUUUCUGUUCGUCGCGUCGUGUUUUCUUCUUCUUCUUUUUUUGCUCGAGAAGUGGACGAGUGAAGUUGUAAAACCAUUUUCGGCCUCUGGAGUACCUUCAUUGUUGGUAUUGCUCGUAAGCGCAAGGUGUGAUUAAUCACAUUUGACGGGUCACUAUGUUUGUGAAAAGAAGAAAGAUUGCCAAUUCCAACAACAAUGUUAUGUUAAGUAACUCCAACUACGAAAGUAAUGGAAAUCAGAUGGUGGCUAAAACGCGCUGCAGUAAGCAUAAAGAUUGCAACGGUGGCACAAGUGAGUGUCUUCAGGUUGCAACGAAUGUUUCCGAGCAGAAGCACAACGUCACACGAGAGGUUCGAGGUCAGAAUCUGGGAUUGUGCCGAGGUUUCCGGGGAUGUACCGUUUGGCUAACGGGUCUGAGUGGCGCUGGGAAAACCUCCAUUGCGUUUGCGUUGGAGGCGUAUCUGGUAUCGAAAGGCAUCCCGGCGUACGGUCUCGAUGGAGACAACAUAAGAACGGGUCUCAACAAAAAUCUGGGCUUUUCGCAGGUGGAUCGGGAAGAGAACAUUCGGCGGGUGGCGGAGGUGGCCAAGCUGUUCGCCGAUAGCGGAGUGGUUUCGAUAUGUAGCUUUGUGUCACCGUUUGCCGAAGAUCGCGAAAUGGCAAGAAAAAUACACAAAGAUGCUGAUUUGCAGUUUUUCGAGAUCCACGUGAACACCCCGCUGGAAGUUUGUGAAUCGCGUGACGUGAAAGGUUUGUACAAAAAGGCUCGCCAAGGAACCAUUCAGGGAUUUACUGGUGUGACACAGGCCUAUGAGGCUCCGGAGAAUCCUGACUUGUCGGUUUCAACCGAAGGAGUAACUGUGAAACAAUCGACCAACAAAUUGAUAAAAUUAUUAGAAAAUGAAAAUAUCAUCCCAAAGUUUUUAAAAGACGACGAACCGAUCCCUGAGUUGUUUGUACCAAAAAGCUUGCAGGCCUCUGUUAUGGCGGAGGCAAAAACACUCCCGUCAAUUACGAUAACGACCGUUGAGUUACAGUGGCUGCAAGUAUUGGCCGAAGGCUGGGCGCAUCCCCUGAAGGGUUUCAUGCGCGAGAAAGAGUAUUUGCAAGCGUUGCACUUCAAUUGCGUGUUGAGUGAAGAUGAAACGAUGCGAGAAAAUCAGUCCAUUCCAAUAGUGUUAUCGGUUAGCGAGGAAGAUAAGAAUAAACUGGACGGUGUCAGUGCCCUGUCCCUGUCGUACAACGGCCGGUUGGUUGCAGUUCUAAGGAAACCUGAAUUCUACUAUCAACGAAAGGAAGAACGAUGUGCGAGACAGUUCGGUACCGUUCAUUCCAACCAUCCAUAUAUCAAAAUGAUCAUGGAGUCUGGUCAGUAUUUAGUUGGCGGUGAAGUAGAUGUAAUAGAACGUAUCUUCUGGAAUGAUGGCUUAGACAGCUACCGAUUGACUCCGAAUGAGCUGAGACAAAAGUUCCAGGAAAUCGAAGCCGAUGCUAUCUUUGCCUUCCAAUUGCGCAACCCCAUACACAACGGACACGCACUGCUGAUGAGUGAUUGCAGACGUCAAUUGUUAGAGCGUGGGUUUAAAAACCCCGUACUGUUGUUGCAUCCACUUGGCGGGUGGACCAAGGACGAUGACGUUCCGUUACCCGUGCGAAUGGCACAACAUCAAGCAGUACUGGAUUCCGGAGUGCUGAAACGUGAGCAUACCGUUUUAGCAAUUUUCCCGUCGCCGAUGAUGUACGCUGGCCCUACGGAAGUGCAGUGGCAUGCCAAAGCAAGAAUGAACGCAGGAGCCAAUUUCUAUAUUGUUGGUCGGGAUCCAGCCGGUAUGCCGCACCCGGACAAGCAAAUGUAUCCCGAUGGUAAUCUGUACGAUGGAACGCACGGUGCACGGGUGCUGAAAAUUGCUCCCGGAUUGGACAGUAUAGAGAUAUUACCAUUCCGUGUUGCUGCAUACGACAAAUCCGUCUCGAAAAUGGCAUUCUUCGAACCGAACCGGAAGGAAGACUUCGACUUUAUUUCCGGCACGCGAAUGCGAACGCUAGCUCGCACUGGACAAGAUCCACCGAAUGGAUUCAUGGAGCCGGAAGCGUGGAAAAUCCUAUCCGAGUACUAUCAGUCGUUAAAAACGGGUGAAAACUGAUUACUUUGUGCACUUACCAAUAGUAAUAGAUAGCAAACAUUUCUAUAGUCAACAAGACAUAAGUUAAAUCUUGAACUAACACGCCCACGACGAGUGUUUUCAUUUUAAUCAUGUGUAUCGUUUAAGUAGGUACCCAGUUUUAUGCAUGUUUUUUUUUGUUACAAUAUUAUUGAUUUUAUGUCGUUAUAUCAUUUAGUCACAGUGUUCUUCGGAUGAAUAAAGCAAAUGAAACUUUAAUGGAAAUAA